Molecule: messenger RNA, 1157 nt
Organism: Lactuca virosa
Lineage: Eukaryota; Viridiplantae; Streptophyta; Magnoliopsida; Asterales; Asteraceae
Source: the annotation of a GenBank genome assembly
AUUAGUUGCAGAUUCUGAAAGAAAUGGAUGAAAUCGCCAAAAAUUGGAAAAUCUAUAACGGAGUCACCCACUGGCUCGGAUUAUUAGACUCUCCCCCAAGUGACCUCCGCACCUACAUCAACCACUACGGUGAAAUGGCUGAAGCCACUUACGAUGCAUACAUUAAGACACCGCUCUCAAAAAACGCAGGAAACUGUCGUUUUUCACGCAAAAAUCUGUUCGACCGAUGUGGGAUUCUUCGUGGGCGCCCGUUGAACCAGUAUAAAGUGACCAAGUACAUUUACGCCACAUCUGCUGUCCCAGUUCCUGGUGCAUUUGUCACGUCUUCGUCAGCGCAGCCUUGGAGCAAAAAGUCAAACUGGAUAGGGUUUAUCGCAGUGGCUACUGAUGAAGGGAAGAAGGUGUUGGGAAGGAGAGAUAUUAUGGUUGUUUGGAGAGGGACAGUCAACCCUUCGGAUAUGGUUCAUGAUGCUGAGUUAGUGAAGGUUUCCGCUAAAUUAAUAUUUGGUGAAAUGCAUCUAGAUAACCCGAAAGUACACAUGGGCUGGUACUCCAUCUACACUACUGCGGAUCCGAAUACACGUUACAAUCAAAUUAGUGCUCGAGACCAGGCGUUGGCUGAGGUGAAGAAACUAGUGAAUGAAUACAGGGAGGAGGAAACUAGCGUGACCAUUACUGGGCACAGCAUGGGUGCAGCAGUAGGGACACUCAACGCGAUUGACAUAGUCUUUAAUGGAAUCAACAAGCAAUCAGUUGUGCCACCGAGGGCCUGCCUAGUAACCAUGUUCGCUUUCGCUUGCCCAAAAGUAGGAGAUGCUAACUUCAAAAAGGUAUUCAAUUCACAGACUAAUCUUUAUUGCCUACGCAUUAACAAUGCUCUAGAUAUAGUUCCCAAGUAUCCUAUGGUAGGGUAUUCGGAUGUUGGGCAAGAGUUGGGGAUUGAUACCACAAAGUCUACUUACUUGAAGAGUGUUGGGGAUCCCGUGACUUGGCAUAGCAUGGAGGGUUACAUGCAUGGUGUUGCAGGAACACAAGGUACUUUAAAGGAUGAAUAUGGUAUACCUAGUAAUUGGUGGAUUGAGAAGCAUAAUGGAAUGGUUCAAAAUGAUAAUGGAAAUUGGGAAUUGAAGGAUCGUGAAGUAGAUGACGAUCAAUGA